Molecule: messenger RNA, 6784 nt
Organism: Solenopsis invicta (red fire ant)
Lineage: Eukaryota; Metazoa; Arthropoda; Insecta; Hymenoptera; Formicidae
Exons: 2
Coding region: 1-930 (309 amino acids)
Source: RefSeq, a predicted model, not a curated record
AUGCACGCGGUUGGAUUGCACUCGGCGCUGGCCAUCAAGCGUCAGCGAAUGCGCCGGGACGAGCAGCGUCGCGCGCGCGAGCGUCGUUAUAGCGCGCAAUCGGGCGAAAGCGGCCUGACGUCGCCUAGGGCCUCGACCGGAUCGCUGGACCAUCACGGCAGGCAUCACAAGGGGACGCAUGGCGGGGGGCGCGCGGCCGGCCAGGGUAUGCUGGACACGAAGGUGGUCACCUCGAUCGGGAUGCUGCACAUCGGCGUGGUGUUCAUGGUGCUAGGCGCCUUCCUGCUGACGAGCGGCUUACUACCGGGCGACCUCGCCCACUGGGGCACCAAGGCAUCCGGCGGCUGGUGGAACGAGCUCGUCGCGAUCGGCCUCUUCGCGAUCAUCGUCGGGAUCUUUCUCAUCGUUCUGAAUCGCGUGAUCGCCAAGAAGGAGGAGGACGAUCUCGAGGAGUACGUGCAACGACAGCUCACCAGAUCUCGAUCGGGCCAUCGAUUGGAGCGGGACGUGGAGACCGGCGGACUGACCACCCGUCAUGCCAGACGAGCCAAGCAGAUGAGACAAGUGUCCCUCUCGUCGGACACCUCUCUCGAGAUCAAAGACAACUGCAAGAUCGACGGUGGUGGUGGUGGUGGUGGUGGUGGUGGUGGUUGCGGUGGUGGCGGUUCACCACCGCGUAGUCCGCCGCCGGCGUACACGCCUCAGAUCGCGAUCAAUGUCGACAAUCAAACGGCGGCUCAAUCGGCCCUCUAUCUCGAGCAGAUCACCGAGGAGGAGAUCAUCAGCGAUCGCGUCGAGACCUCGACCACCAACAGUCUCAGUCCAGGCUCGCCCAGCGAGACUCGAGAACUCCUACAGAACGCGCGAUACUCGAAGCAGAACGGAAAUCCGCAACAGGUUCAUCGGCCACAUUACGUCUCCAAGAUCUAGACGGUAGGAUCGAGAGAGAAUGAAAGAAGCGAGGCGAGGCGAGGCGAGGCGAGGCGAGGCGAGGCGAGGCGAGGCGACGCGACGCGACGCGACGCAACGCGAAAGAGUCUACUUUUUAUCCAGAAUUCUUAUCGGCGUCUUCCGACCGGCAGUAUUCUUGGGAAUGAAAUUCCGUAGUCAACGUAUAUAGUGUAUUUGCGACGCGGACGAGUCUUACGCGAAAUUGCGAGAAAACAAACGAGAGCGAUACGCGAUGCUACUCGCGAAAUAUACUCUGAAUCAGCGGAUUCGGAAAGAUGAAAUCCUUCCGAGUUGGAUUAAGCAGCGACUUUUACGCGUUUUAAAGCGACUUUACGUGUCGCGGCCUCGUAUUUGCGACGCGCGUCGUGAUAUCUGAGCGUUUCUCCCGAUCAAGCUCGGGGCGAUCAAGCGAAACUUUCGAUAAUCAUGCAUACAUAGUCACAAACAUAAACAUAUACACGUACAACACGCUCGGCGAACAAAGUAGAAAAUGAAGAAUCGAAUUCAAGGACCAAGAACGCUACCCGUGGAAAUUAGAGUUAUUAUUGUAGAAAGAGAUACAACUUUGCGAAACGAUUUUGCUGUUAAAACGCAUAUAUAUAUAUAUAUAUAUAUUAUAUAUAAUAUAUAAUAUAUAUAUAUAUAUAUAUAUUAUAUAUAUAUAUAUAUAUAUAUAUAUAUAUAUAUAUAUAUAUAUAUAUAUAUAUAUUGGCAAGUUUUCGAUAAAUAAUUCGAUGGAAAUAAUCGUUUCUACUUCAACAAUCUAUUAGUAUAAUAAGCGAUGGCAUGUAUUACGAUAAGCUUCGGUGCACUUUUCAUUUGCCUUGCAUAGGUUCUCUUAUUAACCCUCUCCCCCCCCUCCCGUUUGUCUUGCACAAGUUCGAUUUUUUUAUUAAUCAAACUACGUAUUGUGGAUUGGACUCGAAACUCUGAAUUGUUAAUUAGACUAUCAGAUAAAAGAAUUGCAGAGCGGGUGAGCCUCUAUUUUUGCUAUCUGUAACACACAAUUCAUGUCAAUGCAUAUCGAGAUUCGACCGUUUAUUGUGACUGUGUGACAUAUGUGAACAUAGAAUAUAGAUUCUUAAAUGUACGCGAUUUAUAUUCAGUCACAAUUAGAAGCAAGCGGCAUUUUUUAAUAAAUUUGUGGUGAAACGGAGAAUCCACAUUCAAUGAUUCGCAAUCCGGAUCUGAUACGUAAUGAGUCACGCGAGCUUAUCACGGAUAAGCCCUAUUCUACGAUUCAUAAUCCAGAUUUUAAGCUACUUUUAUCCGAUUAGCUAAUCAAGGAUGUGUAUAUCACAUUUCCAAGUAUUACCAAAAAUUUAAAAACUCCAUAGACUGUUUUACUAUUACGUUUGAGUAUGUGUAAAUUUAAAUUUAAUUCUCUUUUUGAUUUAAGGAUAUUUUGGCUCCACGAUACCUAAAAGUUAUCAAAAUUUAAAAACUGUAAGCUUCAUAAGUUUAUUCUUUUUUCCUUUUAAACAAAAUAAAAAAAAUUUGAUCUUGAAUAUCCAAAUUUUGGUGCAAAAACGAGUUACAGAAGAGAAAAGCACCAAAAAAUUUGGCCUAUUAUAGCUUAUGCUUUGAAGUAAAACUUUUAAACGAGUAAGUGGAUCCAAAUUAAUUUUUGGUCAAAUUUAAGAAUUUUAUUAAUACGUGUAAAAAAUUUAAUUUAAUACGUAAUAUGUGCUACUCAUAAAUGCUUUCUUAUCAAAUUUACAAGCAAGUAGUAUAAAACAUGAUUCUACAUAAAAAUCAAAAAUAAACAAAAAACAAUUCAAUAAUUAAGUUUAAUUAAUAAUAAACAAAAGAUAAGAUCUCUAAAUAAGAAAAUUAUGCUAAUUUUAUACAGAUACUGAAACAGCUAAUAAUAGAACAAUCUACGAAAGUCUUAAAUUUUUAGUAAUGUGAUUUAAAAAUGUGACACAUACAUUCUUGAAAUUAAAUGUUCCUAUUAAAUAUUUUGUUUAUUCUUGCUUCACACGCAAAUUUGCGUUUUGCAAAUUUGAUGAGGAAGUAGCAAUGAAUUAAAUUAUGAAUAAAAUCAAUUUUUUUUUACAUAUGCCACUGAAGCAAAAUAAGGUCAUUUUCGCUGCAUAAAAUUAUCAUGAAUAAAAUUUUUCAUUGUUUUUUUUUUUACAUAGCAGUUUCAGUACUAAAAUUCUCCUAUAUUCACAAUCGAAAGCUUGUGUCGUUAAAUAGGAAAAAGAGAAGAAAUUUAAAAAGCCUGCAAUUUUUUAAAAUUUCGAUUAAACUUUUAGCUGUAAUAUCGUAGAACUAUAACAUCAUUAACAAUUCAGCAAUUUGCAAUGCGAAUCCAAUCCAUUGUUUCCAAACAUCGAGACGCUUAAAGAAACAUAUUUCUACAUAUUGAUCAAAAUGAUAUUUACGUAAAAAUGCACUUGUUAUUUCUUUUCUUCAAUCAUUAAUUGAGCAAUUAAAACAGAUCUCAUUUAAAGCGAAAAUUAUGACGAAAAUUAUUACUUACAUCGUUACAUUUAAUAUUGUCGCGCAUACAGCGUCGAAAAUGAAAGAGUUAUUUAUACAUGUACGAUGCGAACGGAAGACGAGAUCUCUGAAACGAAGACGGUUCGACGACAUUCCGAAAUUUGAUUUCGAUAUAUUUUAGCGUUAAUCCUGUAACUAUAAAAAGGCGAUUGAUGUGCAUAAUACGUGUACGUACGUAAAAAAAAAAAAAAUUGCAACUAUUCGUCCAGCGACUGUUGGCGCAGCAGUAUUGUUAAGCUAGUCGAUAAUUUGUAUGCUAUAUUCCUUUUUAUAAUAUAAUUAAGCAUUUAUUUACACGUAAACACACGUACUAGCUUUAGUCGGCGAGAUAUCCCCAGGGACGAAUGACGUCGCGCGCAAUUCUCCCUUAAUAGAUAUAUGACUGUGUAUGCGCGCAUGUACGUUUAUCAUUCCAUGAAUCAGUGAACGUAAUUAUGCGCGUUCGUUCGUGCGUUUGUUCGUUCGUUCGUUCCUUCUCGGAUAUCUCUUGAAAAUGAAAUAUCGCUAUGCUCGGGCGCUACUAUUCUGUGAUCCUAAGAGAAGAGAAGUUAAUCGUCAAACACACAUCAGAUGAAUUUAUUGAAGAUGUUCUUUCGAGCGGUAUCGUGCGCGCGUGUGUACUAUCCGUAUACAUUAUUACUAAUACACCCACGCGCGCAUGCUGCAUAAUUACGUGCUGUUUUUAUCGCCAUAGCGGGGCACUCUGAUUAUUUCUUAACGGAAGGAAUGUCCCUACUAUACAUUUAAUUGUACGUAAUUACAAUUUUUUAUGCCUUUUGCAAAUUUAAGAAUGUAAAAGUGUGUGUGUGUGUGUGUGUGUGUGUGUGUGUGUGUGUGUGUGCGCGCGCGCGCGUGUGUGUGUGUGUGUGUGUGAGAGAGAGAGAGAGAAGAGUGCGAGUAGAAGAUUGUGGCGAACGGAUUAUAUAAAGAAAAGGAGAGAUAGACAAAUCCCGGAAGAGUACAGAGGUGUGAAUAGAAAGGGCGAAAUUCAUUACGAUUAAAUCGGAACCGAUUGUGGCGCGCGUAAAUAAAGUUGGGGAACAAAUUGGGACAAAUUGAUAGAGGUUGCCACAAAAUGCCAUUAAUAAUUCUCAAACAAACGAAAAAAAAAGAAUAAAUAAAUAAAUAAGAGGUCGGAUCUCGGGAUGUUCAGGAUUCUAAAUCACCCAGAUCACCCUUAAAUCGGUUUCGAGUUAAACGUCGUGCAAAAGUGCCUUUGGUAACGUGCACCCGGUAUUCCUUGGUAAUAAUCUCACCGAGUAGACGAAUACUCGUCUAUUCCUUGCCCCCUCACCCCCAACCCCCUAUACUCCUCGUACCUGUGUGUGAACGUUUCGAUACGCGCGUACAGAUGAGCGUUAAUCGUGUGGAUCGAUUAAAUUGUUUCCCCGAAUCACUGUGAUUGUACUUGUUCCGUUCCGUCGGAACAAGUAUAUAUAGCUUUUCAUUUCGGUCUCUGAUGGUCUCUGGGUUCGUUUGUUUAUUCUCGACUAAAAGGCUGAAAUCGCAAACUAAUCUUACUUAUACAUACAAAUACAUAUAUAUAAAUAUAUAUAUAUAUAUAUAUAGCGUGUAAGUCUCUCUCGCAAAAUUAAAUUGUAAGAGUAUACAUCUUCUUAAACUUAAGACUUACUCCUCGUGUACUAUCUCGAUUGAAAUUUCAUUGUUUACCAUGAUAGAUUUACAAAGCACACGAAUCCCUUUUCAGGCGGGAUGUCCGCCGGAGAAAGGUGUCUGCUCCAGACACACACGAACGUCCUCAGAUAAGUGGUACAAUUAUUAGUCUAUACACAUAUAUAGCGUCGCGUGUGCAGGCGCGCGCGCGCGCGCGCCUAUCGGUUUGAAACUUUUAAUAUUUAAACAAGUGCAUGAGCCGUAUAUCGAUUCCGACACAUAGGGAAGGUAAUCUUUAGGAGAAGACAAGUCUGCCUAUAGAGUUAUCCGUUGUCACGUUUGCUUCGCGCCGUUUCACUCGAGAGUCUUCUAGAGUUUCGCUAGGUUUUUACUCGCACAGGAUGUGAGAAUUCGCACCUCGUUUGUACGCUAUUUUUCAACGACAAAUUUCUCGACUUCCCCUUGACUGACAUUUCCUCCAACAAUGUCGAGGGAUGGAGAGAUCGUUUAUUACAGUUUUCCAAUCUUGAGCGUUACGCAUUUAAGCGUCGAUUUAGUAUUCUAUUAAACUUGCUCUAAGUUUAGCUAAAGAAUAAUAUAGCUGUUGAUCGUAGAUUACAAUCGAUUUCGCUUCCUAAACUCGUUGAAAGGAGCCUCUUCCUUCUCUUACUUUCUCGGUCGUUAAUUGUAAUUGGGGAAUUAUCGCUUGAACAUUUUCGUCAAGGAACCUUAGCGAAGAGGAAAAUGAUUGGACAAUGGGCGAAUGCGGAAUUUUCAGGAUUCAACCAGGUCGCAAAGCGAUUUUCCCGAAAGUCUUUAAACGACGAUAAAAACCUCCGCGUCGCGCGUCGCGGCGUUACGAAUGAUCCUGCCGAUUAGCUGUAGCUAACGACAACGAAGGAUCGCCGUUUCCUUGCUUCAGGCGAGAAGAAGAACGAAAGUUCCGAUGGUGAAAGUAUGUAUCGCCAAGUAUGUAUUAUAUACACGAGGCGCAAACGAAACCGAAAUGCUCAUUUAUCGAAAUCUUUCCCGCAUCCCGCAUCCCGCAUCCCGACCCGCAGACCCGCACCCUCUCCGACGAAUUCCUGCCGAAAUGUUAAAUGCAUACGGAGUGUGGAUCAAAGAAACGAGUGAUGUUGCGCUUUUAUUCGUUCGUUCGCGUUUCGACGUUAAACGACGUUCAACCGACACGAUAGUAAUUGACAAACGAAAAUGGAACGCGGCGUACGCGGUACACGGUAGCCGAGCGGUAGAAAAACGAUGGGCGUAUAUCUGUUUGGAACGAUUUAGUAAUAUUACUAUAUUUAUCGCGAAAUUUACUACGAGACGUAUAAGGAUACAUUUGCUCGUAGGGUUGGAAUUACAGGGGACGGGAUACGGUAUCGCGGCUAUGGCGCUUAUAUCGUAUCCAUCGUAUCCUCUUACCGAAUCGAUGCGAAUCGCCCGCGCGCGCUAUCUUCAUCCCCUUGGCCUGCCCGCGGAAAGUGUCUACAUUCGUAUUCGCGAAAGAAAAAGCCAAGUCACUAAGACCGUCGCACGAUAAGGAACUAUAAUUACUUGUUACUAUGAAAUUUAUUAUUACAUCGAUGCUGUUUUUGCGAUUACUACACUAGUUAUUUUAAAGCUUUCUUAUUGCGAUUUCUCUAUUGUACCACUUAUAUACAACUUGAUGCACGAAUUUUUUGAGAAUAAAUAUUUAUGAAACGCUCCA